AAUAUCACGAUCCGCAUUGGGACAAUGCAUCUCCGGCGCUCACAUAUCAUGAAUAUCCAGCACUGCCGACCGGGCUGGGUAGCUGAAGUCUGAAAACAUCACCACAAAAAUGACCACAACAUACUUUUCCGCACGUUCAAAAUUGGAGUCAGCAGUUCGGGAACUCCAAAAGAGCCGAGGACAAAAAGUUGAUUAUGAAGUUGUGCCAAUUGAAGAAGCUGUCGGUCGCGUCUCGGCAUGCGAUCACUUCAGCCCCAUCUCAACACCAGAAUUCGACACAUCUGCCAUGGACGGCUACGCAAUUCGGUCAGAGAGCACGAAAGUAGCCUCUCAGAAGUCGCCAGUAUUCUUUUGUGUCAAAGGAACUGUUGCUGCUGGCGACGACUCUCCUUCGUUGCCUAUGGAACAGGAAUGCGAUGGCCCAGAACCUUGUUUUGAGAUCAUGACCGGGGGACGAUUUCCAGAAGGUGAAGUUGGAGAAGUAUUCGACGCAUGCGUCAAGGUUGAAGACACUGUCAGGAUUGCGACCAAAGAGCCAGGGCUCAGGAGGUGUAUCGCCAUCAGCAAGCCCAUACCGAGAUACGCCAAUCGUCGGUUCGCUGGUGAAGAUAUCCAGAAAGGGGACCUUGUACUGAGGAACGGAAUGACUAUUCGGUCAUCAAAUAUCAUGCCCCUCGCUUCUGUAGGGAUUGACAUGAUCCGCGUGCGCAAAAAGCCUCGAGUAUGUAUCUGGUCGACUGGCAAUGAGUUGACCUCUCAAAAGUCUCAUGUUAGAGACGUCAAUGGGGUUUACCUUACGGCAGCAUCGAAAGAAGCCGGAACAGAAGCGGAUUUCUUUGGCUCUAUAACAGAUGAAGUGGAAUCACUUGUCCAGGAAAUACGAGACCGUUUGGAAUCUUCGCCCAUGGAUCUUAUGAUUACCAGCGGAGGUGUAUCUGUUGGCAAAUUCGAUCACGUCCGUCAGGCAUUGGAACUUCUUGGUGCGACCAUCGUCUUUCACGGUGUAGCCAUUCGCCCAGGCCAUCCAGUUCUCUUCGCACUUCUCCCCUCUGCCUGGGGAGAAGUAGCUUUCUUUGGGUUACCAGGGAAUCCUGGUGCAGCAGCAGCCUGCUUCAAGUUCUUGACUAUCCCCUACAUGAAGUAUCUGCUGGGUCAAGAGCUGGAGAGGCCUGUCCUUGCUCGUCUAGAGAACCUCGAGUUGGGCAGUUCAUCAAGAAAGAGUAUCAUGGAUGCACCCAACAGAGGACUCAGCUGUGAUAGGUUUAGACCUGGUGUUUUGCAUGUGACAGGAGACAAGGGACCUACAGUCUACGAAGGUGCCGGGGUAUUGGGACCAGCCAAGAUGGCACCUUUCGGCAAAUGGUAUCAUGCUAUCCAAUGA
Fusarium redolens is the source of this 1381-nucleotide messenger RNA. RefSeq names its product MoeA, N-terminal and linker domain-containing protein. Bases 110 to 1381 code for a protein of 423 amino acids. The record is from RefSeq and is a predicted model, not a curated record. Gene Ontology annotation, cellular component: cytosol; cytoplasm. Gene Ontology annotation, biological process: molybdenum incorporation into molybdenum-molybdopterin complex; Mo-molybdopterin cofactor biosynthetic process. Lineage: Eukaryota; Fungi; Ascomycota; Sordariomycetes; Hypocreales; Nectriaceae. The transcript is spliced from 2 exons. Gene Ontology annotation, molecular function: molybdopterin molybdotransferase activity.